AUGGAGAACAAUUCAGAAGUGACUGAGUUCAUCCUCCUUAGACUAACCAAUGUCCCAGAACUGCAGAUCCCCCUCUUUAUAAUGUUCACCCUCAUCUACUUGAUCAGUGUGGUUGGAAACCUGGGCAUAAUCAUCUUGAUUCUCAUGGACUUUCGUCUCCACACUCCCAUGUACUUUUUUCUCAGCAACCUGUCCUUUGUUGAUUUUUGUUACUCUACAACUGUUACUCCCAAAGUCAUGGCUGGGUUCCUUAUAGGAGACAAGAUCAUCUCCUACAAUGCCUGUGCUGCUCAGAUGUUCUUUUUUGUAGCCUUGGCCACUGUGGAAAAUUUCCUCUUGGCCUCAAUGGCUUAUGACCGCUAUGCAGCAGUGUGCAAACCCCUGCAUUACACCACCACCAUGACGACAGGAGUGUGUGCACAUCUUGCCAUAGGUUCCUACGUCUUUGGUUUUCUGAAUGCCUCUGUCCACAUUAGGGACACAUUCAGCCUCUCUUUCUGUAUGUCAAAUCUGGUCCAUCACUUUUUCUGUGAUGUUCCAGCAGUCAUGUCUCUCUCUUGCUCUGACAGACAUGUUAGUGAGUUGAUUCUUGUUUCUGUGGCAAGGUUCAACAUCUUUUUUGCUCUCCUGGCUAUUUUGAUAUCCUACCUGUUUAUAUUUGUCACCAUCCUGAAGAUGCACUCAGCUGAGGGAUAUCAGAAGGCUUUGUCCACCUGUGCUUCUCACCUCAUUACAGUCUCCAUCUUCUAUGGAACUAUUAUCUUCACUUACUUACAGCCCAGCUCUAGUCAUUUCAUGGAUAUAGACAAAACUGCAUCUGUGUUCUAUACUAUGGUCAUCCCCAUGCUGAACCCCCUGGUCUACAGCUUGAGAAACAAGGAGGUAAAAAAUGCAGUCAAGAAGCUUGUCGAGAAGGCAAAAUUGUCUCUAGGCUUCCCCUGUUACAGUUAUGGGGUCCACAACACCUAG
Molecule: messenger RNA, 969 nt
Organism: Molossus molossus (Pallas's mastiff bat)
Lineage: Eukaryota; Metazoa; Chordata; Mammalia; Chiroptera; Molossidae
Product: olfactory receptor 5B3-like
Exons: 1
Coding region: 1-969 (322 amino acids)
Biological process (GO): sensory perception of smell; G protein-coupled receptor signaling pathway
Cellular component (GO): membrane
Molecular function (GO): odorant binding; olfactory receptor activity; G protein-coupled receptor activity
Source: RefSeq, a predicted model, not a curated record